UUGAUUGUUAAAGAAGGAAAGCACAAAUCUGAUUAUGGGUCUUCAAUGGAUGAUCGUCGGUUACGUUGUAGCAGCAGAGGCAGCCAUAGCGAUUCUCCUAACUCUUCCAUCGCCUAAUCUCAUCAAAUCUCGUCUCGUCUCCAUUGUUUCGCUCAUCCUUCAACCCGCCAUCUUCAUCGUCCCUUUCGCCGCUUUCCAGAUUCUAGAUAUCUACUGGAAGUAUGAGAACCGAUCAAUCUGCACCGGCGACAACUGCACCGCAUCUGAAAGAGAUCGCUACGACAAAUCGAUAUUCAAGUCUCAAAGGAACAUGAUCCUCUGUUCUUCAGCCUGUCUCCUCUACUGGUGUAUCUACCGCAUCUGUAUGUACAACAAGGAGAUUCAUAAUUUGGAGGAAGCAGAGAAGAGAAUUAAGGAAGAGUAGUUACUUACUUAGCUAGCUGGUCACAUUCUUAUCAAUACUUUCAAAUUUCACUUUCAUUUCAUUUCAUUCUCCUAUAAACUUGUCUCAUUCAAUCUAAUCUAAUCUAAUCUUGUCUUGAUCCCA
Messenger RNA from Impatiens glandulifera, 547 nucleotides. RefSeq lists its product as uncharacterized. Gene Ontology annotation, cellular component: endoplasmic reticulum membrane; endoplasmic reticulum. The coding region runs from base 35 to 424 and encodes 129 amino acids. Gene Ontology annotation, biological process: endoplasmic reticulum to Golgi vesicle-mediated transport; intracellular protein transport. Lineage: Eukaryota; Viridiplantae; Streptophyta; Magnoliopsida; Ericales; Balsaminaceae. The transcript has 4 exons. The record is from RefSeq and is a predicted model, not a curated record.